Messenger RNA from Triticum dicoccoides, 1320 nucleotides. Its product is annotated as putative 12-oxophytodienoate reductase 5. Lineage: Eukaryota; Viridiplantae; Streptophyta; Magnoliopsida; Poales; Poaceae. The transcript has 3 exons. Gene Ontology annotation, molecular function: oxidoreductase activity; FMN binding. The record is from RefSeq and is a predicted model, not a curated record. The coding region runs from base 33 to 1121 and encodes 362 amino acids.
CCAUUGAUCAAGAAAAGCUUCAGCUAUCAGCAAUGGAGCCCAUCCCUCUCCUCACGCCGUACAAGAUGGGCCAGUUCGACCUCGCCCACAGGGUGGUUCUGGCGCUGCUGACGAGGCAGCGCUCCUAUACGAACAUGCCGCAGCCGCAUGCCGCCGUGUACUACUCCCAGCGCGCCACCGCCGGCGGCCUGCUCAUCGCCGAGGCCACAGUGGUCUCCGACACGGGGCGGGGCUACACCGACACCCCAGGGAUCUGGACCGCGGAGCAUGUCGAGGCGUGGAAGCCCAUUGUCACCGCCGUGCAUGCCAAGGGCGCGCUCUUCUUCUGCCAGAUCUGGCACGUCGGCCGUGUGUCCACCUUCGAGCUGAAGCCCGGCGGGGCCGCGCCGCUGUCGAGCACGGAGAAGGGGGUCGGCCCGCAGAUGACCUUCGACGGCCGGCUAGAGGAGUUCUCGCCGCUGAGGAGGCUGACGGUGGAAGAGAUACCUGCCAUCGUCGACGACUUCAGGAAGGCCGCCAGGAACGCCAUCGACGCCGGUUUUGACAGCGUGGAUAUCCACGGUGCAAACGGGUACAUCAUUGAGCAGUUUCUGAAGGAUAGUGUCAAUGACCGCACCGACGAGUAUGGUGGUAGUCUUGAGAACCGGUGUCGCUUCGCUCUUGAGGUGGUCGACGCUGUUGUGAAGGAGGUCGGUGGCCACCGUGUGGGAAUCCGCCUCUCCCCUUUCGCCGACUACAUGGACUGCCACGACUCUGACCCCCACUCUCUUGCGCUCUACAUGUCUACAAAGCUCAACGACCACGACAUCCUCUACAUCCACAUGAUCGAGCCGAGGAUGGCCAUCGUGGAUGGCCGGCGAGUGGUGCCGAAGCGGUUGCUGCCGUACAGAGAGGCGUUCAAAGGUACCUUCAUCGCCAAUGGUGGGUACGACCGUGAGGAAGGGGGCAAGGUGGUCGUCGAGGGGUACACUGACCUAGUGGCCUUUGGGAGACUAUUCCUAGCGAACCCAGACCUGCCAAAGAGGUUUGAGGUUGGUGCGGAUCUGAACAAGUAUGAUAGGAUGACCUUCUACACCCGUGACCCCGUCAUUGGCUAUACCGACUACCCCUUCCUCGAAUGAUUUAGAUGUAACUUCUCUUUCUUCGACGACGCAAUUAAAUGUGGUCAUAAUUAAAUUUAUGUGUAAGUGUUGUAUUUUUUUUUUUAAGAUCUCAGAGCUAGCGAGUAGCAGAAUUGAGCAAUCCCGGGACGGUGUGGCUGAGCCUGGGGCCAGCGCACGUAGAGGAUAAAGAUCUCAGAGGUAGUGUAAGUGUUGUAUU